This is a messenger RNA of Gamsiella multidivaricata, 2089 nucleotides long. RefSeq lists its product as uncharacterized. Bases 226 to 1797 code for a protein of 523 amino acids. The record is from RefSeq and is a predicted model, not a curated record. Lineage: Eukaryota; Fungi; Mortierellomycota; Mortierellomycetes; Mortierellales; Mortierellaceae. The transcript is spliced from 3 exons.
GCAUGGAGUGCACGGACGUCAGGCGUAUUCGCAUUAUGGAGGAUAUGGCAGCGGUGGCAAAGGGAUGAACUUAGAUCUGUCCCCCGCCUCGUUCCCGUGCUUGCCGAAUCUUCCACCGGCAGUUCCACCGGCAGUUCCACCAACAGUUGCGAGAACAGAAGCGAUCCAGUGGGCCGUUGUGCGCGUUACUAAUGUAAGAUUCCAUGGGACGUCUCGCUUCAGGACAUGGUUACAUUCUUCUCUGGAGUCCCCCAUCCGCCAGAGCAUUUGCUGUCCCAGAAUGUGCACAUCCUUAUGGACCGGGGUUCAGGCAAGACCUUCAACUCUGCCUUCGUGGAGUUAUCCAUAACGCCUCACCAAGCUGAAAUUGUUGCAAGCGCUCGCAACUUGAAGGUGCUGAAAGGAAGAAUCGUGACGGUCAAGCUGUCGAAUCAGGAUGAACUCAUGAGAUCUGUCUUCCCGAAGUGGGUCGGACAGUUCGUUCAUGGCGAGCCGUUUAUUCCUGAAGAGCAGAUGGAGUCGCACAUAGAUUCUUCCAGUGAUCCUAGUAUGUCCGUGAAUGUAUUGUCAGGGCCUAUGUCCGCCGAGUGCACCGAGUCGGCUGCCGAUGAGCGACACCACCAUAAUCUGUCAUCUAGCAGUUCGAGGGAGUCGAUCUCCACAGCCUACGGCCUUGCAAGCGCUGCGCCCACAGCGGCAAAUACGCCACCAUUUGUCACGCGAGAAGAGAUCAACGCAUUGCUGCUUGUUUGCCGCAACUACAAGCUGCAUUUUUCUCGAAAAUGCGCAGAGCGGCCGUUUGAAAAUAUUCUUUCAAUCAUGGCCAAAUAUCCAUGGCAUAAGCCCUACCGCGUCCUGCCACUUCAUCGUGAUCAUAUAUUUGAGCUCCUCAAGCUUUCGAUUGAAUCCCUCAGGCUGCAUCUUAGCAAAGAAUACAAUACAAUCCAUCCGACGCUUCUGAAUCGCAUGGUCCGCUCUGCUAUCCUAACCCCUGCCUUUACCGAAAGACAAAAGGCCAUGGUGCUGCACGUCGCAGGGCAUCUAUGUCCCGAGGAUAUUAUCGGCUGGAUGACGCCUCAAGCCUCAACCGAUGUGGAGGCUGACUCGGUCGUGCAAAACGCGAGCGCGGACAAGAAGACGGAGUCAGAAACGGACAUCGAACAGCAGGUUGAGAAUCUAGACUUCUCUGGAGAUUUGACCACAACAAUCAGCGCGGGUUCAGAGUUGUGGUUAACAAGAGGCGGACAAUUGGCGAUGGCGCAGGAGCCGAUUGAUGCCUCCAAAAACAAUCAAAGCGCUACUGCGGUCACUCCGCUGCUGGUGGGCAAGCAGCACGGCAUGGUAAAUGUUGUGAUUGCUGUUGAGCAGAGAAGCCCUGAAGAGUCAUCGAACGGACCUCACCGACAACCGAAUAUCCCUGCCACAACACCCGAUAUCUACACUCUGCAAGAGAAUUCGAGAUUCUGGAAUGCCGGUCUUCCAAAGUUAAAGGCGUCUAUGAUGAGAUCCAAGUCCUCAUUGUCAUCUGCCUCGUCGUAUGCUUCGUCGUCUGAUUCUUCCUUGCCGUCGACGCCAACUCAUGAGUCCCUACCACCGCUGUCGCCAAUGCUGUCUUCUGCAACCGUGCCGACUACAGCAGCCCCUGAAAGCGGCGAAAAAACUAAGAAUGACACCAUCGUGGACGCCAUCAAGGUCAUCACGCAAUCGACGCCACGUCUGGCGAAACCAUGCACGGUGAACCAGAUGGGCGCCUCACUAGUCUCGAGGGCCAACAGCGCUAUGGUCUUCCGCCAGUAGCAGCGCCGUGAGGUAUAUGAGGCACUCUAAGGGGGAAAAAAGUGGUGCUCGGCGCUUCGUAGCCCCAUGCAUGUACACUGUAUCCCUUACAUUACCAUAUUACCAACCUUCUCCUUUGCAGAUUGCACUUACAGCUCGUUGGCUUUUCACCAGUUUCAUGCACUAUAUAUUGCUCCCUUUCUAUCUUUAAUGACCUACUGCGGGUUGCUUGCUCAAUAGAUACAAAGUGCACUAGAACCAAAGCGCCGACACCAAUAAUACACUGAAAAUAUAAAUGCUUUGUCUCCUGGUG